CACGUUCGUGUGGUUAUACCAUUCUGCUCAUGCGUAUUGCGCUCUUGCAAUUAAUUUUGAAGUCGUUCACGACGAUUUUUCCGAUAUUGUGUGUUGUUUUGGGCCACCCAAAGAAUUUAUUUUUCAUUCACUUGGGCUUUCGACAAUAACAUCACCAUGCCUGUCACUAAACUGCCAAAUCGGUUGUAUUACUUUCCAAAACCGAACCGAUGGCAAAAGGGUAUUGGUAGUGAACUACCAGAGGCCUACAAGAAAUUCUGGCAUGAGUGGAAGCUUCGGACACCCACUGCAGUCCACUACAUCCCGGAGGAAGGAAAAUACAAAUGGGAUGAACAUCAGCAGACGGUAUUGCCCGUUCAGAACAUCCCUCUGCCCCUGAGAUUUCCCAAGGAGCAGGAUUAUGGGAUCUGGGGUGGCGAGGCCAUUGUCCAGGGUUACAGGAAGAAAGGGAAGUACCGCAUGAAAGUUGCCAAGUUCUGGGUGCCCACCCUUAGGCGUUCUGUCGUUUACAGCGAAAUCUUGGAUACUCACAUGAAGACCACUAUUACCAUGAGGACGAUUGAUUUGAUCCACGAGCAUUACGGUUUUGAUCAUUAUCUGCUCAAGACGCCAGCGUGUGAUUUGAAGUCUCUAUUAGCUGUUAAACUCAAGAGGGAAAUUUUGAUAGCCCUGGCUGAUAAAACAUUGUAUCCACAUGAUCCAGAGAAACGAGAGGAAGUUUAUAAUAAAUAUAAAGACUAUUUAUCUGCGUACACGAGAGAAGAAAUUGAGUGGUACGGUUUAUCCUAUAAAGAUGCGGUGAAGAAGUGGAUCGCGAUAAAGGAGCCUCUCGAGAAACCCGAGCCAUUUAAGAUCAGGUACCGAUCAGAAUUAAUUGCUGAACUUAAAGCAGCGAAGAUUGCUGAGGCUAUGGAUGCGGAUGUUGAACGACCGAGCGAAUCAUGGAUCGCCAAAAUCAAUCCAUUCUCAAAAACUCCGAAGACUGAGUGAUGCGAACCUACUGUAAAUAAAAACUAGCGAUUAAAUCGAAAUAAACAACAGUUCCAUUACUAAA
This is a messenger RNA of Fopius arisanus, 1054 nucleotides long. RefSeq names its product mitochondrial ribosomal protein L28 (gene mRpL28). The transcript is spliced from 6 exons. Lineage: Eukaryota; Metazoa; Arthropoda; Insecta; Hymenoptera; Braconidae. Gene Ontology annotation, molecular function: structural constituent of ribosome. The coding region runs from base 157 to 990 and encodes 277 amino acids. The record is from RefSeq and is a predicted model, not a curated record. Gene Ontology annotation, cellular component: mitochondrial large ribosomal subunit.